AUGGCACACAAUGCCAUUGGCAAAAAGCUCUUUCGCUCUGGCAGCGGCCUCCAACAGACAAUAAACCCUCUGGUACAACGAAGAUGCCAGUCCACCAAAGCCGUCCCAUCAUUCACCCCCAGCUCCUCGCCCGCCCUCGACCAAAAACUCAACCGCAUCCGCACCGAGCUUUUCGUCCCCAUGUACUUUGCCGAACACCAAAAACGCCUCGUCUUCCGCGACCGGUACCGCGAGCGCCUGAACCAAGAACAAGUAAAAAUCACCAUCGGCAACGAAGAAUUCACUCUGAAGCCUGCGCACCGCCAAUCCCUCCCCAGCAAACGUGAAGUCAUUAGCGCCGUUGAAGACAUGCGCAGUUCGCAGGACUGGAAGAAUUUCGUGCCGCUGCUGAUCGGCUCGCUACAUGCCAAAUACAAGUUCAAGCCAGACCAUGCAGAGAAAUGGGUGAGAUUGGCUGGAAAGUCAGAUAAUUUGCCUUUUAUCCUAGAGGCUGCGAAACAAUCCGGCAAGACGGGUUUCUCGUUUGCGGAUCGCACUGUUGCGUCCCGCUUUGCUUCUGAGUUGCAUGCAAAGGCUAAAAAAGCUGGGUUCACGGGCGAUGCGUUGUCUGCUUCGCUGCGAUAUGCGGAGCAAGCAGCCUUGUUAAUGGAACGGCCUGAACAUACCAAUAAUGAUAUCUCGCAGGAUGCGAAGAGGCAGCCGUUCUUCAUUGGGUUGUUGACGGAGUUGAGUGCUGCUCGUGCUAUUGAUCAGGUAGAGGGAGAUGAUGUGGAUGGAAAGGUGCUUUCGUACACGCAAAAGUUGUUAGGGACGUGGGAGCUUGCGCAGCUGGAUCGGCAGACUGAAUCGUGGUAUGAGACGGAUAGGUUGUUGCAGGAAAUUGCGCUUAUAUAUUCCGGAUUGAAGAUGGCGAAACAGGUUAAGAGUGUGGCGCAGGAUAAGGAUCUGGUCAAGACUAUUGACCAGCGAUUGAGACAGUUGAGGACUGUUGCUGAGCGUGCCGUCGAGACAGCACCUGAAAGCAGAAAGGAAUCGCCCACGCUGGGGUUGAGGGAGAUUCAAUCCAUUCUAUAG
Messenger RNA from Talaromyces amestolkiae, 1074 nucleotides. RefSeq lists its product as uncharacterized. The coding region runs from base 1 to 1074 and encodes 357 amino acids. The transcript has 2 exons. The record is from RefSeq and is a predicted model, not a curated record. Lineage: Eukaryota; Fungi; Ascomycota; Eurotiomycetes; Eurotiales; Trichocomaceae.